Acipenser ruthenus (sterlet) is the source of this 3323-nucleotide messenger RNA. RefSeq names its product D(4) dopamine receptor-like. Gene Ontology annotation, biological process: adenylate cyclase-activating adrenergic receptor signaling pathway; adenylate cyclase-inhibiting dopamine receptor signaling pathway. NCBI's taxonomy places the organism in Eukaryota, Metazoa, Chordata, Actinopteri, Acipenseriformes, Acipenseridae. Gene Ontology annotation, molecular function: G protein-coupled receptor activity; dopamine neurotransmitter receptor activity, coupled via Gi/Go. Gene Ontology annotation, cellular component: plasma membrane. Bases 446 to 1600 code for a protein of 384 amino acids. The record is from RefSeq and is a predicted model, not a curated record. The transcript is spliced from 5 exons.
GGAGGCAAUGAGCACAUGGAGGGAAAAUAUCACCAGCUUCAUUAGCAACAGAGGACAGAUGGAAUAAAAAACAACAAUGGAAAGUAAUACAUAUAAACACAGCAUGCUUAUCUGAAGUUAUUUUCAGAGGAAUUUACACUGAAAACACAGUCUUUCCUGACAAAAAAUAAAGUUUAGGACUGGAUAAGCGAUUGACUGGAAAACUGGAGACUGAGAACAACUUAGCUUUUGUGACUGAUAAUUAGGAGCAUUUAAUAAAACUGGACCACACGUGUUUUGAAGAUGGGUCACAGGUGAAAAGGCAUGCAUUUGAGAAUUUAAAGAAUGACAAGUCAAGACAAAAAGGGAUUUGAACUGUUUUUAUUGUCAUUUUCAGCAAGCACAACUAAAGGGAACUGAUGCUGAUGCCAGGUCCAGGAAGUAUCGGUAGCUUGGUGACACCAUCAUGGUCAAUGUGACACUCAAUGGAACUUGGGAGGAGGAUCAUGUUGAGUACAACUAUCUGGCUCUUCUGUUUGGAAUUCCACUCAUCCUUAUCAUUAUCCUGGGGAACAUCCUAGUCUGCCUGAGUGUGCUGACGGAACGAUCUCUGAAAACUGCUACAAAUUACUUCAUUGUCAGCCUGGCUGUUGCAGACCUCCUUCUUGCCAUAUUGGUCCUUCCAUUGUAUGUCUACUCAGAGUUUCUGGGUGGUAUAUGGACCCUAAACACCUAUAUCUGUGAUGCACUGAUGACCAUGGAUGUAAUGCUCUGCACAGCCUCCAUUCUCAACCUCGGCGCAAUCAGCGUUGAUAGGUACAUUGCAGUGGUAGUUCCUCUGAAGUACAACCGGAAUCAGUUCAGUAUGCGGCAGCUGGUCCUAAUCACAGCAACCUGGGUCCUAUCUUUUGGGGUAGCCAGCCCAGUUAUCUUCGGCUUGAACCGUGUCCCCCAAAGGAAUCCCCACAUUUGCAAGCUGGAAGAUGACAACUUUGUGGUCUACUCCUCUGUGUGUUCCUUCUUUGUGCCUUGUCCAAUCAUGCUGCUGCUCUAUUAUUGGAUGUUCCGUGGACUGAAGAGGUGGAGUGCCAGUCGCAAGUCAAACUUGAUGCGUGGGGAGCGGAGGUUCUCCCUUAGUCUGAAGGGCCUGAGCAGGGAGAGGAGGGAGAAGGUGAAGUGCCUGAUGCCCAACCUCAGCCCCACCACGGCCAAUCAGACAACCUUGCCUGAGAAUGACUUGAUCACAACCCAACUGGAUAGCACAUCUGAGGCAGAGGCUCAGGAACGGCUGAAAGAAGGUAGCCCCAAAGAGAAUGGACUCAAACAAAACCACUGUUCCAGCAAGGGGUCUCAAAGUAAGAGCCGCAGAGUGAGUGGCAGGGAGCGCAAGGCCAUGAAGGUCCUGCCCAUUGUUGUAGGUGUGUUUCUGGCGUGCUGGACACCAUUCUUUGUGGUCCAUGUGACCAAGGUUCUUUGUCAGUCCUGUGAUAUUGGACCCACGUUGAUAAGUGUGGUAACGUGGCUGGGUUAUGUGAACAGUGCAGUGAAUCCUAUUAUCUACACAGCCUUCAACACGGAAUUCAGGAAUGUCUUUCAGAAACUGUUAUGCUGUCAGACAUGAAGCUGUCAUGAGAAAGAACUUUGUUUUUUUCCUUCUUGUCUGAAAUAGUUUGAGAUUCAUUUUAUUUUUUACAACUGUCCUGGUGUAUAAAUUAUAUUGUACCUUUAAAUGCCUUAGUUGAUGUAACUGUAAAUGUAGUGUUCACUCUUUUAUGAUGACUUAAAAUCAUGCCGAGCUCUAAGCCCAGUGGCAUAACAUGUGAAAAUGUGCACAUUCAGUUCUUGAGGCAAGUUAUAAUUUCGUGUCAGUUUUAUCUAGAAUCCGAAGUGCGUUUGAGUUCUUUGAUUUUAUUUUAUAUUUAUACAGUACAUUUUAACAGGGCUAAUUAAUACGUUUUUAAAAACUAUAAAAAACUAUAACAAAAACAUGCUUAAUUCUUUAAAGUUUCAGUAACCAAGCUGGACGGCAGACCAUCACAUUUAAUGAGCACAUUAAUCCAACGUGGUCAACCAACCAUGGUUCAACAUCACCAGUUCAGUUGGACCAACAUUUAGAAAAAUGUACCGUCAAACGUUUUCUCUUUGUCAAAGAGGCAAAACAUAUGGUGUACUAGGAAAUGCAACACAUAUACUGUAAUAUAUUGUUUCACCAUGUUUCUUACUGUUUAAUUGCCCCUAUGACCCUUAGGGGCACGAGAAAUCAAGCCAGUGAUGCCUUUCUAAUUUCAAAAUGUGCAUAGAGCUGAAAUGAAGUGUGGUGAUGUUAGAACUUCCCAGAAAUGUCAGAACUAUGGCGUUAUAUUUGUAAUAAUGGUGGCAGUACCCUAGAUUUGCAAGACAAAUUCUGCAUAUAGUAGGGAGUCACAGUAGAUGGUGUCUCACGUGUCAGAGUCACAACUGUGACUAUUGAUCACUGUGCUUUAAUAUUUCUGCCAGUUUCUAAUAGUCUAGCCUUUGUUAGUCCAGCUAUAUUUAGUCCAGCUAUAUAGUGUUGAAGAAAUGUUUUUGUGCUAACAUAAUCACAAAAUAAACUUAAAGAAUAGUUAGUUAGACAAACGGUUCUACCUGAUAUUUCCCAGACACGUGUCUAAUUUAUAGCUUCUCAUAAGUACUAGUCAAUCAAAUCUAGCAGACAGUGGUUUUUUUUUUGCUGAAAUAAUUAAAUUAAAUGUUAAACAGAGUUGUGUUUAAAAUAUAGAUGCAGAGGGAACACAUUGCUAGUUUUUCUCAGCAAUAAGUAAAUCCCUUAUAAAUGUACAGUAUGAAACACAUUUUAGAAAUCGUCCAAUAUAAAAUUUGCAAUCUCAUUAAGACUAACUUGGGUUGAACUAAUGUCCUGAUACUACGAAUUUUCUACAUGGACCCAGCCUAAUUUAGCCGCUGCUUUUUGUAAAUAACUUAUAAUACGAAUUCACUUCAUAUGAAUGUCCUGUUUGUGCAAAUUAUUUUGGAGCAUCCCCAGGGAAGAAACAUUUGAAUAAAACUAAUUACCCAAAUAUGAAAAAUUGAGUGUAAAGGAUAUUGGGAAAUGUAUUAACUUCCAUCCAGAUUAACUCCUCUGUUCUGUAUUUUAGUGCUGUUUUGGGACUGCUGAUCCUAUGAUGCAUUUUGAGUCAGUGUUUCCGAUAUGAGGACACCUUGCUUUUGUGGUUUAAAAAUGCUGGUGAUCAGAAUGGGACAUGCAGAUUUCAAGUUGCAAUGUAUAGUUUUUAGUUCACUUACAACCGUAUUUUCAAUAAAAUGCACAGCAUUGUACUGUAAUUGAAAUUUGAUUUCAGUGUUAC